UGCCCCCCGUAACACAUGUCGCAGCACCGCUCACUGAACACUCGGCUGGCGCUGCCUUGUUUCCUUGCGGUGCCCGUCCGUAGGCGCCUGCUUGGCGCCUCGACGCCCUGGCGGGCGUCGAGGAAUCGGCGUCCCUGCGCGGGCUCACGGGCGACGACCCUCCCCGACGGCGACGGCGGCGGCGAUCCGCGGCGGCAGCCCGCGGGCCCCCGCCCCGGCCGCGGGGGGGGCCGGGCCCUGCCCGCCGAUGGCCGUGCUGCUGGAGACUUCCCUCGGAGACAUCGUGGUGGACCUGAAGGUGGACCAGGCCCCACGGACUUGCACCAACUUCGUCAAGUUGUGCAAGAUCAAGUACUACAACAAUUGCCUCAUUCACACCGUGCAGAAGGACUACAUCGCCCAGACGGGUGACCCCACCAAUACGGGAAAGGGUGGCUCUUCGAUCCAUGCGAAGCUCCCGGGCCUUGCGAAGAGAUUCUUCGACGACGAGAUCACGCCUGCGCUCAAGCACAACGCGGUGCGUGGGGCUCUUCACAGACCUUCUCCUGAGCGGCGGCAGGGCAGGGGGACCGUGGCCAUGGCCAACGAGAAGCCGAACGAGAACGCCUCGCAGUUCUACAUCACGUUGCGGGAAGAGGUGGAACAUCUGGACGGUAAGCACACCAUCUUCGGCUCGAUCGCCGAGGGGCAGGACGUCCUGGACAAGAUCAACAAUGCGAUGGUGGACGAGAAUAAUGCUCCCUUCCAGAACAUCCGCAUCUGGCAUACCGAGAUCCUCGACGACCCGUUCGACGACCCGGACGGCCUGGCCCCGCUGAUCCCACCUAAGUCGCCAGAGGUCAUCAAGGACGAGGAGCUCAAGAAGAUGGAGACCGCUGCGGACGAGGCGGAGCUCGAGGAGAAGAUGGCCUCGACGCUCGCCAAGAGCCAAGCCACGACGCUGGAACUCCUCCACGACAUUCCCGAUGCCGACAUUGCGGUGCCAGAGAGCGAUUUGUUCAUCUACAAGCUCAACCCCGUCACACAAGAUGGUGACCUUGAGCUUAUUUUUUCGCGCUUCGGGCCGAUCAAGAGCUGCGAGAUCGUGCGGGAUUGGAAGACUGGGGACUCACUGCAGUAUGGCUUCAUCACGUUCGAGAACGUCCGCGAUUGCGAGAAUGCGUACUUCAAGAUGCACGACUGCGUCAUAGACGACAGACGGAUCGGGGUCAAUUUCUCGCAGUCGGUGGCCAAGCUGUGGAACAAGCACCGCACCGGAGCGAGAGCUUCCAAGGACGACGUCAUGGAGGCGCAGAAGGGCGGCAGAGGGAAAGGCCGCGGCAAGGGCGGCAAAGGCGGCAAGGGGCGCGGCGCCGGGGACGCGGGCGCGCCGCCGCUGCUGCUCGCCAAGGAGGAGGCGCCGCGGGACAAGGCCGCGAAGCGCGAGGCGCCGGCGCCGGCGCGCGGGAGGCCGCGCUCCCCGAGCGGCGGGGCCGACCGCAGGGAGCGGAGACCCAGGAGCCGCAGCCGAGACCGGCGCGAGCGCGGUGGCGACCGCGACCGGCGGCGGUGACGCCCCGCGCCGCGCCGCGCGCCUCGGGCCGUCCCGCGCGGUCGGCCACGCGCAGAGGCCGGGAGCAGGAAUCGGGAAGCGCACCACACUCGGGGUUGUGGUGGUCCAGCCCGCUGUGGGGACACGCCCGACCUAAUCCUACCCCGACGCGUCGAGUAGCGAAUUGGCCGUGCGGUUCGCGAGAGGACGUCGCGGCCAUCAUUUUUGCG
Prorocentrum cordatum is the source of this 1761-nucleotide messenger RNA. The record is from the annotation of a GenBank genome assembly. NCBI's taxonomy places the organism in Eukaryota, Dinophyceae, Prorocentrales, Prorocentraceae.